GGGAGUGAGUGAGUGAACCAUGGACAAGUUGAAGUGUCCCAGCUUCUUCAAGUGCAGAGGGAAGGAGAAGGUGACAGCUUCAUCGGAGAAUUUCCAUGUUGGUGAAAAUGAUGAGAAUCAGGACCGUGGUAACUGGUCCAAAAAGUCAGAUUAUCUUCUCUCCAUGGUUGGAUAUGCAGUGGGACUGGGAAAUGUCUGGAGAUUCCCAUAUUUGACCUACAACAAUGGUGGAGGUGCUUUCUUGAUUCCAUAUGCUAUUAUGCUGGCACUGGCUGGUUUACCUUUGUUCUUCCUGGAAUGUUCACUGGGACAAUUUGCUAGUUUAGGUCCAGUUUCAGUUUGGAAGAUUCUUCCACUGUUUCAAGGUGUGGGAAUUACAAUGGUCCUGAUAUCCAUUUUUGUCACAAUCUAUUAUAAUGUCAUAAUUGCCUAUAGUCUUUACUACAUGUUUGCUUCUUUUCGAAGUGAAUUACCAUGGAAAAAUUGUUCUGAUUGGGCAGAUAGUAACUGUAGCAGAUCCCCUAUAGUGGCAUACUGCAAUGUGAAUACACAGUCAGGAAUAAUUUAUGUGAAUAAAAGCUGGGUUGAUGACAACAAUUUUAGCUGCAUCAAUGGAAGUGAAGUUUAUCAGCCAGGGCAACUUCCCAGCGAACAAUAUUGGAAUAAAAUGGCGCUCCAACGGUCAAGUGGAAUAGAUGAGACUGGAGUCAUUGUGUGGUAUUUAGCACUUUGUCUUCUUCUGGCUUGGCUCAUAGUUGGAGCAGCAUUAUUUAAAGGAAUCAAGUCUUCUGGCAAGGUGGUAUAUUUUACAGCUAUUUUCCCCUAUAUUGUCCUACUCAUCCUGUUAAUUCGAGGUGCAACUCUGGAAGGAGCAUCAAAAGGCAUUUCAUACUAUAUUGGAUCACAGUCAAAUUUUACAAAACUUAUGGAAGCUGAGGUUUGGAAAGACGCUGCUACUCAAAUAUUUUACUCCCUCUCAGUGGCUUGGGGUGGCUUAGUUGCUCUGUCAUCUUACAAUAAGUUCAAUAACAACUGCUUCUCAGAUGCCAUAGUAGUUUGCUUGACAAACUGCCUCACUAGUGUGUUUGCUGGAUUUGCUAUCUUUUCUAUUUUGGGACACAUGGCUCAUAUAUCUGGAAAGGAAGUCUCUCAGGUUGUAAAAUCAGGUUUUGAUCUGGCAUUCAUUGCUUAUCCAGAAGCUCUAGCUCAACUCCCAGGUGGGCCAUUCUGGUCCAUAUUAUUUUUCUUCAUGCUUUUGACUUUGGGACUUGACUCUCAAUUUGCCUCAAUUGAAACGAUUACAACAACAAUUCAAGAUUUAUUCCCCAAAGUUAUGAAGAAAAUGAGGAUUCCUAUUACCUUGGGUUGCUGCUUGGUCUUGUUUCUUCUUGGUCUCGUCUGUGUGACUCAGGCUGGAAUUUACUGGGUUCAUCUGAUCGAUCACUUCUGUGCUGGAUGGGGAAUUUUAAUUGCAGCUAUACUGGAAAUAAUAGGAAUCAUCUGGAUUUAUGGAGGGAACAGAUUCAUUGAAGAUAUAGAAAUGAUGAUUGGAGCAAAACGGUGGAUAUUCUGGCUAUGGUGGAGAGCUUGUUGGUUUGCCAUUACACCUAUUCUUUUGAUUGCAAUUUUUAUCUGGUCACUGGUGAAAUUUCAUCGGCCUGUAUAUGCUGAAAUACCAUACCCUAAUUGGGCAGUGGCUCUAGGCUGGUGUAUGAUUAUUUUCUGCAUUAUUUGGAUUCCAAUUAUAGCCACUGUAAAAAUAAUUCAAGCUAAAGGAAACAUCUUUCAACGCAUUGUAAGCUGUUGCAGACCAGCUUCUAACUGGGGCCCAUACUUGGAAAGACAUCGUGGGGAGAGAUAUAAAGACAUGGUAGAUCCUAAUAAAGAAACUGACCAUGAAAUACCUACAGUUAGUGGAAAUAGAAAACCAGAAUGAGUUGCAAUUUUUAAACAUUUAUUUGGUUGUGUAAUGUGAUUCUUUUAAAAUAGAGGAAGGUUUUAUUUAUUUGUGUUUUAAUUUAGUUAAGAUGUAUAUACUAUGUUCAUAAUAGUAUCACCUUUUCCACCAUUUUAACAGGAAUGUAAUAUAAAAUGUGAAUCUACUAGCAUUUAACAAUGUUCUUAUUAUAUUUCUACUUAGAUUCUGU
Sorex fumeus (smoky shrew) is the source of this 2147-nucleotide messenger RNA. RefSeq names its product solute carrier family 6 member 14 (gene SLC6A14). Gene Ontology annotation, cellular component: membrane. The coding region runs from base 20 to 1936 and encodes 638 amino acids. The record is from RefSeq and is a predicted model, not a curated record. Lineage: Eukaryota; Metazoa; Chordata; Mammalia; Eulipotyphla; Soricidae. Gene Ontology annotation, biological process: sodium ion transmembrane transport. The transcript is spliced from 14 exons. Gene Ontology annotation, molecular function: L-proline transmembrane transporter activity.